UAUUGCUUUUCAAAGAAAGUGCCAUAAUUUAUUUUGCAAUUACAUCUAGUAUUUAGAAUUUAAAACUUAAACCCACAGAAAUCUAGACCUUUUGGAUAUUGCCUUUUGUAUAAAUCUGCAUUGGGUUUUGUGAAUGAUUCAUUUUGUUGAAAAAAAAAUUUUUUUUUAAGAAUUGAAAUGAACAAAAAUGUCAGUUGAUCAGCUACAUUCUUUUUGUGUGUUGUGCAGUUUUGCUGACGUCUUCUGUAAAUAUUUGCUGGGUAUGACAGCAGAAAAAGAUACAUUAUAUAAAUAUGUGUAAAUGUAUGUGUUUAGUUCUGUUUUAGUGACAGAAUAGGUUAGUUUUGUACAGAGCUUUUAUCUUGUUCUCAAUCUGUGGUCUUGUUUUGAUUUCUCAGGACUCUCCCCUUCGCCUGUGUUUCUGUUAAAUCAUGGGGAGGAAGCUGGACCUGUCUGGUUUGACCGACGAUGAGACGGAGCAUGUUCUCCAGGUGGUUCAGCGAGACUUCAAUCUUCGCAAAAAAGAGGAAGAGCGACUCAGUGAGAUGAAGCAGAAGCUGGAUGAGGAAGGCAGCAAGUGCAGCAUCCUCUCCAGACACCGGAAGUUCGUGGAACACUGCUGUAUGCGCUGCUGCUCGCCCUUCACCUUCCUCGUCAACACCAAGCGCCGCUGUGGGGACUGCAAGUUCAACGUCUGCAAGGGCUGCUGCUCCUACCAGAAGCCGGAGAAGGUCUGGGUCUGCUGUGUCUGCCAGCAAGCCAGGCUUCUAAAGACCCAGUCUCUGGAAUGGUUCUACAAUAAUGUGAAGAGCCGCUUCAAACGCUUUGGCAGUGCCAAGGUCCUGAAGAACCUGUACAGGAAACACAGGCUGGAGAGUGGCGCAUGCUUCGACGUUCUAGGAGGAAGCUUUUUGGAGGCAAACUUGGAAAACGAAAGCAUUUCAGGCAGUGAUUCAACAUUCUACAGGCAAUCAGAAGGACAUAGCAUGAUGGACACCUUGGCUGUUGCCUUACGAGUAGCUGAAGAGGCCAUUGAAGAAGCAAUCUGCAAAGCAGAAGCCUACGGGGACAGCCUGGAUAAGCAGAACGAGGCCAGUUACCUGCGGGACCACAAAGAAGAGCUGACAGAGGAGCUGGCCACAACUAUUCUGCAAAAGAUCAUAAGGAAACAGAAGAGCAAAAGUGAGCAGCAAGCGGAAGAAGAGCCGGCGUGGCCACGGCCCCGGAGCUGCAGUAUGAAGGCAGCUGAUGAGGGGACCACAGCUUUCCCAGGAGGCCAGCGAGCGUCCACCACCCUCUGGCGGUCCCAGUCUGCCUGCCUGCUCACCGGAGAAGAUGCCCUGAAGACCCCUUUCCAGGAGGGGGCCUGGCGGCAGCUGUGGAAACAGAGCCAGCACCCGAGGGAGGAGCCCGCCUUGUCCAGCUGGAAGAGCAUGGACAGGCUGGACGAAACAAACCUGGCCCCAGUUUUGCAGAGCCCUGACGGGAACUGGAUGACCCUGAAGGAUGGCACUCCACCUCCCACCCGCCUGUUAUCUAAACCUAAGAGUGGAACAUUCGAGGCCCUGGAGGCCACAUCUAGCGUGGUGUCUGCCUACGAAGAGAUGGGCUCUGACAGUGAGGAGGACUUUGAUUGGAGCGAGGCCUUGCGUAAGCUGUGCCCAGGACCCCAGGGCCUGCUCCGAAACCCCCAACCUCAGCUCACACAGGCCGGAGGCCCUGACCAAGGCCCUUCAGCUGCCUCCCUCUCCUCCGUGCUCUCCCCCAACCCUGAGGGUAUGUGCUCAGACUCCGAGACCUCCUCAGCGGGCUCUUCCCGGGAAGCUGGGCACCAGGCCAGAUUGUCCUGGCUGCAGAGGAAGCCCCCUAGGAACCCCACAGCAGAGAAGAUGCGCCUUCAGGGAGAGCUGGACGUGAACUUCAACCCCCAGGCAGCCAGUGGGGAGACCUCAGACAGCAGCGAGCCUGAGGAGGCCCCACAUACCACAGAUCGGCGGGCCCGGAGGUGGAGAAGAGCCCGGGUGGGCUCAGAAGAGCCAAGCAAGGAACCGUCUUCCCCCAACGCCCAUCCCCAGGAUCUGGACUCGCAUCAGGUGUUGGGUGAUUCAUCCGAAACUGACAUCAGCAGUGAGGCUCAGCACCCCAGGACCAGCACAAACACCACGGAAGAGAAACUGAGAAACAGGUUGUAUGAGUUAGCAAUGAAAAUGAGUGAAAAAGAGACUUCUUCAGGGGAGGAUCAGGAGUCCGAGCCCAAGACAGAAUCUGAGAACCAGAAGGAAAGUCUGUCCUCUGAAGACAACAGCCAGAGUGUCCAGGAUGAGCUGAAGAAGAAGUAUUCUGCCGUUUCUCUCUGCAACAUCUCCACAGAAGUCCUGAAAGUCAUCAACGCCACAGAGGAGUUGAUAGCAGAGUCUACAGGGCCCCAGGAGUUCCCACCAGUCCCUCCUGACAGGGUGAAGGGGACGUUUCCUCUUGGGACAGACCAAGUGAGACUGGAUGAGCAGCUGACUUCCCUGGAAGAAAAUGUAUACCUGGCGGCAGGUACCGUGUAUGGACUAGAGGGUCAGCUGAAUGAGCUGGAGGAUGCUGUCCGCUCCAUCCACAGCGGCACUGAUGAGACUGAACUGGCAGAGCUGGAGGACCAGGUAGCCACAGCUGCAGCCCAAGUUCACCACGCUGAGGUUCAGAUUUCUGAUAUCGAGAGCCGGAUUUCAGCCCUGACCAUUGCAGGAUUAAACAUAGCACCAUGUGUGCACCUCAUAAGAAAACGGGAUCAGAAGCAAAGGAACCAGGUACAAACCAUAGACACAUCAAGGCAGCAGAGGAGGAAACUGCCUGCUCCACCAGUGAAAGCUGAAAAAAAUGAGGCAUCUUCAAUGACCACCAUUAAAACAUUUAACCACAACUUCAUUCUCCAAAGCUCCUCAACAAACAGGACUAAAGAAAGGAAAAGCACCUCCAAGGAUUUGAUGGAGCCUACUCUGGAGUCUGCUGCGAUGUAUUAAUGCCAUGGAACUCCACUGCCAGUGACCCACUGCCUCCAGCCGUACACGACAGUGCCUUGACCCAACAGCCAUGGAAUACUGUAUGGAUUUCCACCUGAGGAGAGGGCCUGGGGAAGCCACAGUGCACCUUUGCACAGGGCUGUCCUGAUACCUCACCCGGAAGGCAGCCCAGACUUCAAAAUUUCAGUGUUGCCCGCUCUCUGCCUUAGGGCUCCCAGGGGAAUCCAAGACAGAAAACCAAGACGCUG
This is a messenger RNA of Loxodonta africana (African savanna elephant), 3256 nucleotides long. It is a transcript of the gene MYRIP, whose product is annotated as myosin VIIA and Rab interacting protein. The record is from RefSeq and is a predicted model, not a curated record. NCBI's taxonomy places the organism in Eukaryota, Metazoa, Chordata, Mammalia, Proboscidea, Elephantidae. The transcript has 16 exons. Gene Ontology annotation, cellular component: cortical actin cytoskeleton. Gene Ontology annotation, molecular function: small GTPase binding; myosin binding; actin binding. Bases 432 to 3008 code for a protein of 858 amino acids. Gene Ontology annotation, biological process: intracellular protein transport.